Molecule: messenger RNA, 816 nt
Organism: Priapulus caudatus
Lineage: Eukaryota; Metazoa; Priapulida; Priapulimorpha; Priapulimorphida; Priapulidae
Product: aquaporin-4-like
Exons: 3
Coding region: 1-816 (271 amino acids)
Biological process (GO): transmembrane transport
Cellular component (GO): plasma membrane
Molecular function (GO): water channel activity
Source: RefSeq, a predicted model, not a curated record
AUGGUAUCCGUCAAGGAAGAGAUCCGCAACUUUCAGUUCUGGAAGGCGGUGCGAACAGAGUUCCUCAUCACCUUACUCCUCGUCUUCGUCGGCUGUGGCGCCGCCGUGCGAUGGAGCGAGGCGUCGCCCGCCAACGACAUACAAGUCGGGCUCGCCUUCGGCCUCGCCGUCGCGACAUUCGUCCAGUGCGUCGGCCACAUUAGCGGUGGACACAUGAACCCUGCCGUCACUCUAGGCAUGCUCGUAACCCGAAACGUCAGCAUUCUACGGGCCGUCUUCUACUGCGCCGUACAGUGUCUCGGUGCGAUCGCCGGAUCAGCGAUUCUAUACGGCGUUCUACCGAAGGACAUUCGCGCUGACCUCGGAACGACGCGGGUCAACGAACAGUUUAGUCUGGCGCAGGCGUUCGGUGUGGAGUUCAUGAUUACGUUUAUCUACGUGUUCACGGUGUUCGCGAACCUCGAUCCGAAACGACAGGACAUGGGAUCCAGAUCGUUGGCGAUCGGACUGUCCGUGACCCUUGGUCAUCUAUUCGCCUACAGCUACACGGGAGCAAGUAUGAAUCCGGCCAGGUCUCUCGGUCCAGCUCUCAUCAUGAACAUAUGGGAGAACCACUGGCUCUACUGGGUUGGGCCGAUGAUGGGCGGAAUCUUCGGCGGAUUCACAUACGAGUACACGCACGAUUCUUCGAACGCCUUCCAGUAUCUGCGUCGCUCCUUUCGACGCAAGUGGCCGACGGCCGUGCAGCGGAGCCGGAGCACGUUGAGCACGAAUAGCACGGAGAUGACGAUGACUGACGAUGAUUGCCGAGUGUAG